GCGAAGAUGAAGAGAUUGGAGGAGGAGAUGAAGAGGGUACAACAGGAGGAGAAAGAAAGAAAGAAGGCUGCUGAAGCAGAAGCGGCAGCAGAAGAAGAGAAAGAGAGAGGAUGAGGAUUGAGAGUGGAGAAGGAAGUAGUGGUGGCACGAUGAAGUGGGAGACAAAUCCUGAGCUGGAGAAGAAGAUCAGCGAGUGGGUCGCUAACUUAUCGUUGGGGGAAGACGAGGAGGCGGAGUCAUAUGUGACUAAGGAUGAGAAGGCCGCGCUGGCCGUUGAGCUAGCAUCCACGACAGACCCGAUGGAACGAAGAGGGAGGGAGGAGGAACAAAAGUUAGCAUGGAAGCUGAGGAUGAAGAGAGAGAAGAAAAAGAGGAGAGAGGAAGUGAACAAGAUGACCGCAGAGGUGGCAAAGGUGCAGGCGUGCAGACAGGAGGUGCUGGCCCAGCCAGAUGACAAGGCCAAGUGGGACAAGGUACUGGGGUACCUAGAGGUAUUAAGCAAAGCCUGGAUGGAGGAGCGUCAGGCAAGUUGGAGCCAGGAUGUAGCUUUGAGGGCCAUGCGGGCUGGAUUUAGGGAUUUUGCACGCGAAAUCGUCACCCAUAUUGGGGGCGAAGUCAAACAGUUGAGAGACAAUGUAGGGAAGUUUUGUGAGGGCGCCAUUCAGGGUGCCAAAGCUGCAGCCGCUGUAGAAGGAGAGGGCAGACCCCGUAAGGACCCAGUGAAACUUAAGUUCCCAGACGCGUACGGGGGAAAGAAGGACAAGAACUUCUACAACUGGGAGGCCAAUGUCAAUAGUUACAUUUAUUUACAACAUAUCCUGAUGGAGGAGCAAGUCCUCGUGGCCUUCAAGGCCCUGAAGGACGAAGCGGCUAGCUUCGCCAGGUCUCUCGCGCGUACAGCCGGUUGUGAAAACAACCUGGUUGCAUAUUCUAAAGUCACCCCUCUUUCCCAAUUCCUCAGGCUCCUCAAGGAGCAUUUCGCUGACCCAACUAGAGGCAUAAGAGCCUCUGACAAGCUUCAAACGAUCCACUCACGACAGUGGAGGAGUGCCAAGGCACUCAAGGGUACCAUGGACGACUUGGUAGCCGUCCCGGACCAUGGGGUCACUGAGCCCCAGCUGGUUCAAUUGUUUUAUCGUACCAUUCCAGAGGCCCUACGUGGGCAUUUCUUUGACAAAUCUCAGCAGGACGGGAUCACAUACGAUCAAUUGAGUCGCGAAGUUGUCCUGUAUGAGUCGAAGUCUAUGCCAGUGACCACUUUCUGGCACAAGGACUUAGAGAAGGGGAAAAAGUGGAAAAACCAUACCAUCUCAGGCCAAGUAAAGGCCAAGGAUCACAUGAUCCUGACAUUAGAAGAAGGUGGUACCGAUGAGGUCCCAUAUGACCAGAUUGAGUGGGGCCUUGAAGAUGAUGGCAGUAGUGUGGGGCAGGGGAGGUCUUACGCUGCUGUCGCGGCUGGAGGGAGGCCGCAAGGGGGAGGAGUAGGCCAAGGCCAGAGGGGCCAGGCCAUGGGAGGCCAAGGACCGGGCGCACAGUGGGUUGGUGGACAGGGAAACCGCCAAGCGGGAGGUAGGGGUCAAGGUCCCCCGUUAAAUCGCCAGGGUAACCGGUACCCACAACGAGGAGGUGGAAGGGCACCUCAAGGGGGUUGGCACCCAGGCUUGCCACAGGGCAGGCCCUGGGAAGAUCUGGGCUUGGACCAGCGCUUAUGGCAGGAACGCGUGAACCUGGACCCGUCCUUGCCAUUUGUCGCCACCACGGACGCGAGUCAGUAUGGGAUAGGCGCCGUGUUGCAACAAGAUGACGGCAAUGGCUAUAGACCCGUAGAGUUCAUGUCCGCGAGGAUGCCUUGUGAGAAAGUCGCUACCUCCACGUACGGAAGAGAACUCUGCGCCCUCAGGCAGGCUUUAGACCAUUGGAAGCACUACCUGCUUGGGAGGCACUUCAAAGUCUAUUCGGACCAUGAAACGCUUAGAUGGCUAAAGACCCAGGCCAAGAUGACACCUAAGUUGACCAGGUGGGCCGCAGAGAUAGACCAAUUCGACUUUGAGCUCAAGCCAGUGAAGGGCAAGUACAAUGUAGUGGCGGAUGCUCUAAGUAGGAGAUCAGACUACUUUGGAGCCGUAGGACAUUAUCUGGAUACAGGGAGAGACCUGCAGGAGAGUGAAACAAGCGUAUACGCAGGACCCUAUCUAUAGCGACCUCCUAAAGAGAGUUAGAGAGGCCCCAGAGACCGAACCAGAUUACCGCACUACAGACGGGUUGCUGUUUGAGAAGACUAAUGUGUUUGACCGCCUGUGCGUUCCCAAUAGCGAAGAGAUUCGUAGUCUAAUUCUAGGGGAAUGUCAGGAUACUGAGGGACACUUUGGUUGGCAAAAGACGUUAGCCAAUCUGAUGCGUGCGUACACAUGGCCAGGGAUGAAGAACGACUGCAUAGAGUAUGUCCGCAGUUGUAAAGUAUGCCAGCGAAACAAAUCUACUACACGCGC
Messenger RNA from Chara braunii, 2489 nucleotides. The record is from the annotation of a GenBank genome assembly. NCBI's taxonomy places the organism in Eukaryota, Viridiplantae, Streptophyta, Charophyceae, Charales, Characeae.